Molecule: messenger RNA, 2565 nt
Organism: Macrosiphum euphorbiae (potato aphid)
Lineage: Eukaryota; Metazoa; Arthropoda; Insecta; Hemiptera; Aphididae
Source: the annotation of a GenBank genome assembly
AUGCAGCGUCCACCUCGUCAGACACCACCGCGAGCCGCUGGUGCUCCGCAGCAAAGGGCCCCUAGGCCACUUGCACCAAGACCGGUGGUCUCUAGUGCAAAACCACCAACAACUAAACAAGACCAGAAUGCAGGAGUGCAACAAGUUGAACAAGGAAUUAGAAAUUUGACUACAGGAGAAAAUGUACCACAAGUACCGAUUGGUAGAGGAGCGGUAAGAGGUCGAAGGCAAAUGGACUAUGAACAUUAUAGGACACCAAGACCACAAUCUUCUUUGGGAGCAAUUGGAAAACAGGGAAAUUCUGGACAGCCAGUAAAAUUGUUGGCAAAUUACUUUCCCAUAACCUCAUAUACGAAUUGGUGUUUGUACCAAUAUAGAGUUGACUUCAAUCCCGAAGAGGAUAGAAUUGGUACAAAAAAAGGGUUAUUAGGUCAGCACCGAGAACGUUUAGGAGGCUAUUUAUUUGAUGGAACAAUGUUGUUUUCUGGAAAACGAUUUGAUCCACCUGUUUUUGAACUUACAUCAACACGCCGCUCUGAUGAUCAAAUUGUAGUAAUUACAGUAAAAUUCACAAAUGUAAUAGAGACCGGGGAUUAUGCCAACAUUCAAGUGUUUAACUUACUCUUGCGUAAUUGUCUUCGUCAUCUCAACCUAACAAUGAUUGGAAGGAACUUUUAUGAUCCAGAAGCCAAAAUUGAUAUGGCUCAAUAUAAGCUUCAACUUUGGCCAGGUUAUGAAACAACAAUUGGCAGGUAUGAAGAUAACAUUUUGUUAUGUGCAGAAAUUUCAACUAAAGUCAUGCGUCAAGAGACAGUAUUGGACUUUUUAAAUCAGUGUGCUGCUGAUAGAAAUAGAAAUAAAGAUUGGAUGAUUAACUUUAAAAGUGGGGUUGUUGGUACCACGGUGAUGACAUCAUACAACAACGAAACAUACAGAAUUGAUGACAUAGAUGAAAAUGCUGACCCUACAUCUCAAUUUAGUAAAAAAGAUGGAACUAAAAUGACAUACAUUCAAUAUUACAAAGAAAAAUGGAAUUUGAUCAUUCGUACUGCCAAGCAACCAAUGUUGAUUUCAAAAAAUAAGAGAUCCAUAAGGCAAUUUGGGGAAGAAGAUACAUUGAUAUAUCUUGUUCCAGAAUUAUGUGUUAUGACUGGUAUAACUGAUGCCAUGAGAAAUAAUUUCACACUUAUGAGAGAUAUGGCCAUACAUACUCGUGUAAAUCCUAAAGAACGCAUGGGACGUCUAACAAAUUUUGCAAAUCGUCUUCUUAAAACACCAGAAUCCGUAAAUGAAUUGAAAAGAUGGAAUCUUACUCUAAGUAAUAAGCUUGUUGAAUUAACUGGUCGUACUUUACAACCGGAACCAAUUCAAAGUCGUUCUCAAGGGUAUAAUGGCGGUGAAGAAGCAGAUUGGACAAAACAUUUACGCUCUUUACCAAUGUUCACUUCCGCAUCUGUGAAGAAUUGGGUCAUUUUAGCUCCUAGAGACUGUUGUCGAGAGGUUGAUAUAUUUGCUCAGAGCCUAGCAAAGGCUGCUGAAGGGAUGAAAUUUUUACUACCUAGGCCCGAUAUAGUCCCAAUGAAUGAUGGAAAAGCAAAUACAUUUUUAAUCCAUAUGGAACAAGUAAUAAAUGAAUCAAAUCCGGCAUUGAUAUUAUGUGUUAUUCCAUCGGCACGUGGUGAUAUUUAUAGUUUGAUUAAGCGGAAAUUAUGUAUUGAUAGAGCAGUACCAUCUCAAGUAGUACUGUUGAAAAAUGUGCAAAAAAACAAUUUGUCUGUAUGUACAAAAAUUGCUAUUCAAAUAAACUGUAAACUUGGUGGGGCUCCUUGGCUAGUCACCAUUCCUAAAAAAGGGAUGAUGAUAGUUGGUUUCGAUGUAUGUCAUGAUAGUCAACGGAAAAAUAUAUCAUUCGGAGCUUUAGUAGCAACCAUGAAUGAUUCUCAUACUAGUUACUUCAGUUGUGUUGAACCUCAUGAAAGUGGAGAAGAACUUUCAGUUCAUUUUGCUACUGGCAUAACUAAGGCCUUGGCCAAGUAUAGGGUUAAAAAUGGGUCAUUGCCUACUUCGAUUGUUGUAUUCAGAGAUGGCGUUGGGGAAGGCCAAAUAUCGCAUGUCCAUAAGACUGAAGUUAAACUUUUACAGACUGCUUGUGAACAAGCUUAUGGACCCAAAUCGGUUCCAUUUGCGUUUGUUAUAGUUACAAAACGUAUAAGUGCAAGAUUUUUUUCUCCUAGCAGUAGAGGCAUGGAUAAUCCUCGACCCGGCACAGUUAUCGAUACCGUGGUUACAGACCCAACCAAGUACGAUUUCUUUUUAGUUUCACAACAUGUAAGGCAGGGUACUGUCACUCCUACACAUUAUCAAGUGAUAGAAGAUACACUUAGACUUCCUCCUGAUAUAAUGCAAAGACUUACAUUCAAGUUGACUCACAUGUACUACAAUUGGUCGGGUACUGUGCGGGUUCCUGCUCCAUGUCAGUUGGCACACAAAUUGGCUUUCCUUACCGGUCAGACCCUCAGACAUUCUCCUCACACUGGAUUGGACGAGUUGUUAUACUUUUUAUAA